AUGUCGGCGGAUGCUCAGCCGUAUGUUCCACCGCGUGAAUCCGAAGACCCGGCUCCGAAGCUGUCUGCGAAUGCUUCGCCCUAUAUCCCUGCUACGAAGCGAAUCAUGGACACGGCGCUGGCUGAUCCAACCAAGCAAGAGCACUCGCCUGGGCUCGAGAUAAAGCGCGUCGAAAGUGCGCCGGAAGUCCAGUCUCCGCCCAAAGAGACCACGCCGCCGCUGACCUCGCCGUGCUACCUGCAAUCCGUAAAACGCGAAGUGCAUUUGGCUCCGGCCUCUGUCCAAAUGGAGGGUCUGAUGCACUGUGCCGAUCCUGUUGCAGCACUGGACCAGGCCAUACUGGCCAGCCAGAUGCCGGGCAACGAGCACAGGACGCCUACGACGCUCGAGAUUCCCCUGUCGCUCCCUCCGCCGGUCAUCCAAGCACGUACGAAUCCCUACAUUGACCUCAGCGCCCACCUCAAGCACCACGGCAUGGAAGCCGAAGCGGAAGAGUUUACGCGGUCCCAAACGACCUGCGACUUUGUCCUGACGGCCUUCCUGACGAUGUAUGCCCCCCCGGGCACGUCGUCGCCCGCGGCCGUGAGUAGUGCGGGCGAGACGCUCAUGUCGGAACUCGAGCAUGCGGUCCGUGCACGCGAAAAAGACCUGCAGGCUCAGCUCGCGGCGAUCGCUGCGCGCGAUCCGCCCCUACCAGGAAGCAUGCAUCUCCCGUUGGAGCUGCACCUCCCCUGGCUUCAUCCCCCAUCUGGAAUCCCUAAUGCGACUUUGCCCUUUCUCCCCACCCACUUUCUCGCCGUGUGCCGCCGGCGUGCGUCGCCGCUUGCGAACGGCGUGCGUGUCGUCGAGGCGCCGUGCUUUCUCGUGCCGAUCCACUGGAUUGUGUAUGCGCUGCAGUGUGCGCACCUUCCUACGAUGGUGCACGGCACUGGCGGUGUGCCCGUCCUCGAGUGCACCGUGCCGUUCCCCCAGCACUGGGCGCUGAUCCACCGCUGGCUGUACACGCGCGACACAGGCAAGCUUCUUGCGUCGCUCCUGCCACUUGGCACGCUACGUGCGCUACCGCUUGCGGCGAUUGCCGCGCUGUCGCUCCCCACGCUGACGCGCCUCGCGCUCAAGAUCCGUGCGACAUGGCACAAUGGGCGUGCGAUCGGCAUCUAUGCCGAGUCCUUUUGGUUGACGCUGCGCCGUGCGUGGGACUUGACGGUGUGCGCGAUUGUCGUGCGCAAAGGGCGCGUCGGCAAAGCGCAGCUCGAAGUCCACAGCGCGUGA
Messenger RNA from Malassezia japonica, 1272 nucleotides. RefSeq lists its product as uncharacterized. The transcript is spliced from 2 exons. NCBI's taxonomy places the organism in Eukaryota, Fungi, Basidiomycota, Malasseziomycetes, Malasseziales, Malasseziaceae. Bases 1 to 1272 code for a protein of 423 amino acids. The record is from RefSeq and is a predicted model, not a curated record.